GUACUGAAAUUCUAUAAUAUACGUAACAUAAACUAGAUUUUCAGUACUGACAGUGAAUUUAGGAGCCUCAUUCGCACGUCGUCAAGAAUCGAGGGCGCCAAGUAACAAACAAUAGCAACAGGGAAUAGCUUGUAGUAGCUUGGAUGACAAUAGAAAUAAGUCUGAGUCCAAGUAAAAUAAUAAUAAUAAGAAGAAGAGCGAUAAAAAAUAAUAAAAUAAUCCUAUCAGCGCAAAAUUGUUAUUUAACUAGUGAAUAGUUAUGGAGAAAAAACGGAAGAUUGUUGUCUUUGAUUUAGAUCAGACUUUGUGGCCAUUCUGGGUUGACAGUAAUGUAACUCCUCCGUUCAGGAAAAAGUCUGAUAAGGUAGUAGAUGUACAUGGACGUAAUGUAAAAUACUUUGCUGAUGUACCUGAUGUCUUAAAACGAUUAUAUGAUGAAGGAUAUGAACUUGGUAUAGCAUCACGUACAACAGAAAUAGAAGGUGCCAAACAAUUACUAAAUCUAUUUGGCUGGGAGAAAUAUUUCAAGUACAUUGAGAUAUUUCCUAGUAGUAAAAAAGAACAUUUUUCCAACAUUCAAAAAAAUUCUGAAAUUGAUUACAAAGAUAUGCUUUUUUUUGAUGAUGAACCUAGAAAUAUAGUGGAAGUUGCUGUUCUUGGAGUACAUGCUGUGUUAGUCCCAGAUGGUGUGAAUCUUGAUCUUAUAGAAAAAUCUUUAGAAGAUUUUAGCAAUCAUUAUUUCAGAUACUAGAUAAUUGAUUAUUUGAAGUACUAGAUCAUUUUAAUGAUAUGUUAUACUUCAUGAAAUGUGUGUGCUGUAAACUUAAUUCAUAUAAUAAAAAAUAUUGUCAUAAUUA
Messenger RNA from Odontomachus brunneus, 857 nucleotides. RefSeq names its product magnesium-dependent phosphatase 1-like. The record is from RefSeq and is a predicted model, not a curated record. The transcript is spliced from 4 exons. NCBI's taxonomy places the organism in Eukaryota, Metazoa, Arthropoda, Insecta, Hymenoptera, Formicidae. The coding region runs from base 260 to 751 and encodes 163 amino acids. Gene Ontology annotation, molecular function: acid phosphatase activity.